UUUCAAAUGCGUUGCUGCAAUUUCUUUUAGAACUGAAGAAUACUCGGUGUUUUUUUUUUUUUUUUUUUUACCGAUUACUAAUGUAAAAUUCUACAAUGUUUUAGCCCUUAAAACAUCUUUAAAGCAACGUUUAUGUAAACAAUUAUAGAUAAGUGAAAAACAUAUUUAUUGAUAAAUUAAUCUACAUACUGUGGGAAAAGGAAACGACAUGGAUGGAUUUUCUUUUUCGUCGAUUCAAGCACUUUCAAAUCUUCUGUCAGCAUCGUCGCAAAAUCAAGAAGAUGAAGAUGAAGUGCCAAAUUCAGCAACUCCAAACCUAGGACCAGGUCACAUUGGCCCAGCAAAACGUUCUGAAAAUACAGAUACAGUUGAAUUAAGGAAAAAAAACAGUAAAGACAUAUGGGAUGAAGAAGAAGUGCCUGAAGGCUCUGAAUAUGAUGAUACCUUUGAUUCCAGGCAACAGCCAGAGUAUGAGGUGAUUUUCAAACAACACGUUGGUACAGAGGAUGUGUUUCUGGGAAUGAGCAGAAAGGACCCCUCUUCAGCUUGUUGUGAGUGUAUGUUGAUAAAAGUCAAGUUGCCUGAAACAAAACUUGCAGAUGUGCACCUAGAUGUUAAACAAAGGUUCCUGGAUCUGCGCUCUCCAAAAUACAAAUUAGGACUUCAUCUCCCACAUCCUGUGGACAGUGAAAAUGGGAAGGCACGUUUUAUCACAGAGACACAGACACUGGAGGUUACUUUAACCAUGAACCGCGAUUUGGACUUUAUUAACUUUCAGUGAUGAUGAAUCUGACUUUCAUGGGUAGAACACAGUAAGUGGAAAGGUGUGUGCAUCUCAGAAGUUUCUAGAAUUACUAUAGCAGAUAAAGGCUCCAAGGAUGUUAUUUAAACAUUUUCCAAUACUAAUGUUUAUUACACAAUACAUUUAUGUGCAGAUAUUUUGUGUUUCAUUUUCUUAAGAGGUUGGGAUAAAUUUAAAAAGAAAACUUGAAAUGUGGCAGGGCAGUUUCAAAUUCAGAUGUGACUUUUCAAAAACUGUGUAUUUUAUUUGAACACUAGGGGGCAGAAGACUAAAGGAAACAUAGUUGACCUGCAGAUGUUUUUCAAAAAUGCAAAUUACAUGUACAUUAGAGUACAAGUUCACAAUCAAGCAGUCUGAUGCUAAUUUCUGAUUUGUUUCUUAAAUAUGGUUCUUUUAGACUUAAGACUAAAAAUGA
Molecule: messenger RNA, 1217 nt
Organism: Erpetoichthys calabaricus (reedfish)
Lineage: Eukaryota; Metazoa; Chordata; Cladistia; Polypteriformes; Polypteridae
Gene: dnaaf6
Product: dynein axonemal assembly factor 6
Exons: 6
Coding region: 209-781 (190 amino acids)
Biological process (GO): axonemal dynein complex assembly; flagellated sperm motility
Cellular component (GO): cytoplasm
Molecular function (GO): protein-folding chaperone binding; dynein intermediate chain binding
Source: RefSeq, a predicted model, not a curated record